Messenger RNA from Electrophorus electricus (electric eel), 7790 nucleotides. Lineage: Eukaryota; Metazoa; Chordata; Actinopteri; Gymnotiformes; Gymnotidae. The record is from RefSeq and is a predicted model, not a curated record.
AGACAGCAGUGGGCUCCAGUGUUGGGAAAAGGUGGAGACUUGCGUCCAUCUGUGCUGCACACGCGGGACUCGGACGUCCCCGACGCGCUGGAUUCUCCCUGACAGGAAGCCAGGACUGGCGCUCCAGAGCUCUGGAGGAGGACGGCACACGGGACGCCUAACCCGGCCUGGGUUGCUCGCCCUCCCCCGGCUCUGGAGCUCGGAGGGGGGUGUGGCCGGGUGUGGAGCCCAGCUCAGCUGCUCCAGACAUGGGCUGCUCCGCCAGUGUGGUGCUGCUACAGGCUCUGCGCUCGCUGGCCAGGGGCCGACGUGUGCGCACGCGCCCGCGCCACCUCGACACAGUCCCGACGCAGGACGUGGAGCAGGACGCCCAGCCGUGCCCUGCUGCCACGGUUGUAGUCGUCGUCACGGUAACCGGACCAUCUCAUCCUCUCGCUUGUGUGGCUGCAGUAAUGUUUGCGCAGGAGAAGCCAAAGCUGAUUGACCCUCUGGACUACGAGGCUGUGAUCUCUGAACUGGAGCCUGAGCUGAAGGAUGAUCCUCUCAAAGACCUGCUGCUCUUCCCAGAACAUGAUUUCACUGUGUCUACUCUUCCUCAGGAGAGAAGAACGUUGCAGUCCACCGUGCCUGGGGGAGCCGAGGAACAGGCAGAAUGUCUGCUGGUCAGAGAGGCCUGCCGGUACUACAACUCCCAGCUGCAUGUGGUCGAAUACAAGCAUCAGGAGUAUGCAGGGGACUACGGUAUGCUUUCCAGAAAGUUAUAUAAGGCUCAGAAGUUUCCCUCUCACUCCUUUGAGAUCGACCAUGAAGACGUGGAUAAGGACGAGGACACAACAUCGCUGUCAUCAUCCAGAGGAGGGGGCGGGGUAGGGGGGAUGGGCGUGUUCAGGGCUGGCUGGCUAUACAAAGGGAACUUCAACAGCACCGUGAACAACAGCAUCACUGUUAGGUCAUUCAAGAGGAGAUAUUUCCAGCUGACACAACUAACUGACAACUCUUACAUCAUGAACUUUUACAAAGAUGAGAAGAUCUCAAAAGAGCCCAAGGGAUGCAUAUUCCUGGACUCAUGCACAGGGGUCAUUCAGAAUAAUCGUCUGAGGAAGUAUGCUUUUGAGCUGAAGAUGAACGAGGUGACAUACUUUGUCCUGGCGGCCGAGAGUGAGCAGGACAUGGAAGAAUGGAUCAGCACGCUGACCCGAAUACUGCAGAUAAGCCCAUCUGAUGGCCCGGUCAUGGACCGCAAAAGCAUGGACCUGACUGACACCAAGCCCGAUGUCUUUGAUCUCUCCUUAAAUGACGUCUGUCUCCCUGAAAAUGAGGAAACCACGGAAAAUGGAAUCAAUCCUGAAUUAGCUAAGUAUAUCAGUGAAACAGAGGAGACGGUUAAAGCAGACAGGAGGGAGGAAAGGCUGAACCUGUUCUCUCUGGACCCCGACACACCAGUCCUCAGGAGCCCACGGGAUGGUGGUGACGUGCGAAACAUCCGCCCCUUUGAGGAGAGUCUGGGCAGAAGGCUGAUGAUCUACUGUCAGUCCUUGAACCUCACACUGCAGGGCUGUGUGAAUGAGUCCGAGACAGAGCCCGUCACUAAUAUUGAGCCUUUCUUCAUAACCGUGGCGCUGCUGGACAUAAGAGAGUGCCGGAAGGUGUCGGCCGACUUUCACGUGGACCUCAACCAUGAGGCAGUGCGGAGGAUGCUGAGCGGCGUGGGGUCAGGUCAGGGGUCACCCGCAGGUCAGACAGGUCCGCAAGCGAACGGCCUGAAGGCCCCAACGGAGAAGGGCGGUGGAGACCAUCCCCUCAGCCAAGACCUGGAGAACUGGCUGGCCUUCCCCAAACAGGCUAUCUUCUCCAUCACAAACCCUCACACAGAUAUUAUCAUGUUGGCACGCAUUGAGAAGGUUCUGAUGGGGAACAUCACCAGCGGGACGGAGCCCUACGUUAAGAACACAGAUAACUGCAAGACUGUUCAGAAGAUCCUGAAAUCCAACAAGCAGUUUUGCAGCAAACUGGGAAAGUACCGCAUGCCUUUCGCUUGGUCGGUGAGGUCUGUGUUCAAAGACAACCAGGGCAUGGUGGACAGUGAGUCUCGGUUCUCUCCUCUCUUUAAGCAGGAGAGCAACAAGAUAUCCACCGAGGACCUCGUCAAACUCAUCUCUGAGUACAGGAGGGCGGAGAAGACCAGCAAACUCCAGACCAUACCAGGCAGCCUGGAGAUCCGCGUGGACUGUGUACCUAUGGAACACCCCAACUGCGUGACAUCGUCGUACGUUCCACUGAAACCCUUCGAGGACUGCAGCUUGUACGCAGCCACGGUGGAGGUGGAUGAGUUCCUGCAUGAUUCAGCCAAGUUUGCACAACCUUACAGAGUUUACAAGAACCACAUCUACGUCUACCCCAGACACCUCAAAUACGACAGCCAGAAAAGCUUUGCCAAGGCCAGGAACAUUGCAGUCUACGUAGAGUUCCGGAACUCCGAUGACGACUGUGCCAAACCGCUUAAGUGUAUCUACGGAAAGCCAGGGGGUCCAGUUUUCACCUCAGCGGCCUGUUCCACUGUCCUGCACCAUUCACAGAACCCAGACUUUUAUGAUGAAGUGAAGAUUGAACUACCCAUCCAGCUACAGGAGAAACACCAUCUGCUCUUCUCCUUUUAUCAUGUGACCUGUGACAUCAAUGCCAAGACCAGCUCUAAGAAGAAAGAGGCUCUGGAAACUUCAGUGGGCUUUGCAUGGUUGCCUCUUUUGAAGGACGGACGCUUGGCCUCUGGCGAGUUCAAUGUACCAGUGUCGUGCAACCUACCCAGUGGGUACCUGCUAAUUAAAGAGCCGUCAUCCAGCAAGAGCGGGUCGGAGGUAAAGUGGGUGGAUGGCGGAAAGGCCAUCUUCAAGGUGUCUACUACUGUACUUUCCACGGUGUACACUCAGGACCCCCAUCUGAACCGGUUCUUCCAACAGUGCCAAAAACGCGAGGCAGACCUCUCGCUCCCACCUACCUCAAACUUCCUCAGCUGCCUGAAGGGCCUCCUUAGCAUGGAGAGGAACCAUGUGAUCAUUCGCUUCCUGCCAGUCCUCUUCAACCAGCUGUUCAAAGUCCUCACGCAGAAUGACACGGAUGACGUCACCACUGCCACCACCAGGGUCCUGGUGCAUAUCCUCGCCAAGUGCCAUGAAGUAAACCUCGACCAUUAUUUGCACUCCUAUAUAAAGUUUGUGUUUAAGACAGAAGCCUACGGGUUCCGAACGGUGCAUGAGGAGCUGGCCAAGGGCAUGAACUCUGAGCUGAAGAGCAACGACCUGACGGCUGUGAAGAGCCUGCUGAAGUUCUCUUGGUUCUUCUUGGAGAUCAUACUGAAGUCCAUGGUGCAGUACCUGGCUGACUCUGAGAAGCUGAAGGUUCCUCGGCCGCAGCGUUUCCCUGGAACCUUCCAGAACCACUUGGAGACUCUGAUCAUGACGGUGUCGGAUCACAUCUACUGGAAGAGCCGAGAGCAGCGCGAGGAGACGCGCAGAGCCAACCAGGCCAUCGCUGCCUUCGUCAAGCGCUGCUUCACUGUGAUGGACCGAGGUUUCACCUUCAAACUCAUCAGUAGUUACAUCAACAUGAUUGCUGCCAGCGAUAACAAGGUGCUGUGUGAGUUCAAGUUCGACUUCAUGCGGGAGGUGUGCAGUCACGAGCACUACAUCCCUCUGAGUCUGCCCAUCUCCUCUGCACGAAUCACAGAUAAGGGCUCACCGGAAACGCAGAGUGCCCAGGUGGACAUGCCGGAGUACAGCCUGACAGGCGAGUUUUGCAGGAAGCAUUUUCUGCCGGGGUUGCUGCUGCGGGAACUGGGCUUAGCGCUGCAAGACGAGCAGGACGUCAGACACAUGGCCCUGGCCAGCCUGAAGGCCCUGAUGGCCAAGCACUCUCUGGACUCCCGCUACGCCGCCAAGGAGAAGCAGGCACGGAUAGCCUCUCUGUAUCUUCCUCUGUAUGGUCUCAUCCUGGACAAUAUGCCGCGUUUUUUCCUUAGAGACCUUUUCCCCAUCUGCCUGACCUCCAGUGAUCAGGGUUCCAGAGAUGACAUCAGUAUAGGAGGAGGACUGGCAAGUCAGACUGCCCACCUCAAUCGUCAUGGCAACACUGUGGAUGCUUCUUUCUCCAAGGAAGUGCUAAAUUCUAUUACCGCGAACAACACGGACUCUCGAGGCUCUCUGAUCAGCAUCGAGUCCAACCCCAGCAACAGUGAGAAGACGGACACAUGUGAGAAGUUUGCCAGGCCGCAGUCUCUGAUUGGCUUUGGGUCGCGCUUCGAUAAGCUGGACCAAGCAGAGACGCGGAGCCUCCUCAUGUGUUUCCUGUACAUUAUGAAGACUAUAUCAGAGGAGGUCAUGGUUGCAUACUGGCACAGAGCUAUUCACCAGGAGAUAUCGGACUUCUUCAACAUACUAGAACUGUGUCUCCAGCACUUCAGGUUUCUUGGAAAGAAACACAUUGCCAGGAAGUUAGCGGCCGCCGUUAAGCUGGCUCAGGCCACGCAGAGCACUGGCACUCUGAAGGGGUCGAACGCUUCCUCCCAGACCUCAGGGCUCCUGCCCCAAUGGAUGCAUUCAGGGCAGGAUGGGCACCGACACGGCCGCUCUCAGACCAUGCCCAUCAUUCGAGGCAAGAAUGCCCUCACCAACCCUAAACUACUGCAGAUGAUGGAAUCAGAUGGAAAUACCACUGAGAGCGACACCAUCAGUCCCACAGACAUGGAGGCCAACCUCUCCACAGAGGUGGCCCUCAUUGUGCUCGAUAUCCUCGGUCUGUUUGUUCACCACCACAAGAAGCAGCUCCAGCAGGAUGAAGGCCAGAACUCUCUGAUGAAGAAAGUGUUUGACACCUACCUGCUCUUCUUCCAGAUCAACCAGUCCACCACCACUCUUAGACAUGUCUUCGCUGCACUGCGCCUCUUCAUACAGAAGUUCCCCUGCGUGUUUUUCCAGGGGAAGGCAGACCUGUGUGGGUGUCUGUGCUAUGAAAUCCUCAAGUGCUAUAACCAUCGUUCCAGCAGCACACAGACUCAAGCUUCUGCUCUCCUCUACGUCCUCAUGAGGAAGAAUUUUGAGUUCACCAAGGGGAAGUCCAUCGUCCGCUCCCACCUGCAGGUCAUAAAAGCCGUGAGUCAGCUGAUUGCAGACGCGGGUAUCGGAGGAUCACGCUUCCAGCAAUCCCUGGCCAUCAUCAACAACUUCGCCAACGGAGAUGCACCUCUCAAAAACACAUCGUUCCCGGCGGAGGUGAAGGACCUGACCAAGCGUAUCCGGACCGUUCUCAUGGCCACCUCGCAGAUGAAGGAGCACGAGAAGGACCCCGAGAUGCUGGUGGACCUGCAAUACAGCCUGGCCAACUCGUACGCCAGCACCCCCGAGCUGCGCCGCACCUGGCUGGAGAGCAUGGCCAAGAUCCACAUCCGCAACGGGGACCUGUCCGAGGCUGCUAUGUGCUACAUCCACAUCUCUGCCCUGAUAGCGGAGUCUCUGAAGAGGAGAGGUUACUGGAAGCCUGAGAAGGUGCGGAUCUCGAGCGCGGCCGCGGAGGAAGCCACUGUCAUUAACUAUUGUCCUUUACUAACCCCCCAAGAAGGAGAAAUGUCCUUCAGCGUGGGCUGGGCCGCCUUUGUGGACAUCUCCCCCAAUGUGCAGGAGGAGGGAGCCCAGAAAGAGGACACGGGGACCCAGGACACGCCGUACACUGAGGACACACUGGUGGAACAGCUGGAGCUGUGCGUGGAUUACCUGUGGAAGUCGGAAAGACACGAGCUCAUAGCUGACAUCAACAAGCCUGUCAUCGCCGUAUUUGAGAAGAGGCGAGACUUCAAGAGGCUGUCAGAGCUGUACUACGACAUUCACCGCUCUUAUCUGAAAGUGACGGAGGUGGUGAACUCAGAGAAGCGUCUGUUUGGCCGAUACUAUCGGGUAGCUUUCUAUGGACAGGCAGCGGGCUUCUUUGAAGAGGAGGAGAGUAAGGAGUUUAUCUACAAGGAACCGAAGCUCACUGGUCUGUCUGAGAUCUCUCAGCGACUCCUCAAGCUCUACUCAGACAAGUUUGGAGCAGAAAACGUCAAAAUGAUCCAGGACUCCAAUAAGGUGAACCCCAAAGACCUGGAUGCCCGGUUCGCCUACAUCCAGGUCACGUUUGUGGUGCCCUACUUCGACGAGAAGGAACAGCAUGAGAAGAGGACGGACUUUGAGCGGCACCACAACAUAAACCGCUUCGUCUUCGAAACACCUUUCACCCUCUCCGGCAGGAAGCACGGUGAUGUGGAAGAGCAGUGUAAACGACGGACCAUCCUGACCACAAACUCCACGUUCCCGUACCUCAAGAAGCGAAUCCAGGUGGUGAAGCAUGAGAGCACAGAGAUGAACCCCAUCGAAGUGGCCAUCGACGAGAUGAGCCGCAAGGUGUCGGAGCUUAACAAACUGUGCAGCGCUAAUGACGUGGACAUGAUCCGUCUGCAACUGAAACUGCAGGGCAGUGUCAGCGUGAAGGUGAACGCAGGGCCCAUGGCAUAUGCCCGGGCAUUUUUAGAAGAGAAAAAUGCCAAGAAAUACCCAGACAACCAGGUCAAGCUGCUCAAAGAGAUCUUCAGGCAGUUUGCAGCCGCGUGUGGCCAGGCCCUGGACGUGAAUGAGCGACUCAUAAAGGAGGACCAGUUGGAGUACCAGGAGGAGAUGAGGGCCCACUACCGAGACAUGCUUACCGAGCUUUCAGCCAUUAUGAAUGAACAGAUCCCACAUACGAGACAGCCAGGUACAGACCGCCCCAGCACCUUCUAGACUGCCAGUGAGCGUUCUGGAAACUGCUCAACUGUGGACCCAAACUGGUUGCCAAAGCCCCCCACUUCAGUAUUGCUGUCAGUGUGGACUUGAGGAUCUCAAGAGGAAGCUGUGACUUUAUGAACUGGGGGGUGGGAUUAAGCAGAUGGAUUAUUCUAGAGAACUGAAACUGUCGAAGGUCCUGUGGAUAUCAGUCUAGGCAGCUGAGCUGCUCUGUUAUUGGUUUUGAAGGAUAUAGUAUAUCUUCUCCUGUACUUCCAAGCCUAUCGCUAUCUUCACACACACACACACACACACACACACACACACACACACACACACAUACAUACACACAAAUUCGCAUAUGCCUUCUCUCCAAGACCCUGUUCCUCUAGAAAACAGUGACCUUAAUUAGCCUGAGGUGUGUUCAACCAAGCAAAUCCUUUCAUGUCAAACUUGUUAGAGGGCUUUUGCAUUACUGCAACCAGAUGUGGACAUUUUAUUGCCAUGAGUGCUUUAGGAACAUAAAGGGCACUGUGUUUCAGUAUUUUCUAGCAUAUCUCAUGUAGUCUUGUUGAACACACCUCUUGUUCCUGUAUGAAUGUAGACUAGUUCAUCAUAGCAACAUUGUAUCCUAACAUUUGACCUAGCUCUCACAUCUUAGAAAUGAAAAGUUACUGUUUUAUAGCAUUUUUGAUUGUUAUUUCCUGUAAAGUAUUUGCUAUACUGUAAAUAAGAAUAAUUAAUAUUUAAAAUGGUUCAUUUUAUAUAUACAAAAACAAUAUAUGGUUUUUGUUUCGAUAAAUUAAAUGCAAAAACGCAACGAAUCAAACUUUUAUGUAUAACAGUCAGCACAGGCUUAAACAGCUCUGCAGAUGCAAAAAGAAAGAAAAAAAAGAUUUUAACCUUUGCCUGUUCAAACCUCUUUAACAGACAUUUUACAUGUGAAGCUCUUAAGUGUUUGAUCUCUGAGUAAAAUAAGUCUACAGAUGUUUUAGUAACAUUUUA